Molecule: messenger RNA, 708 nt
Organism: Didymosphaeria variabile
Lineage: Eukaryota; Fungi; Ascomycota; Dothideomycetes; Pleosporales; Didymosphaeriaceae
Gene: NIT2
Product: Carbon-nitrogen hydrolase
Exons: 3
Coding region: 1-708 (235 amino acids)
Source: RefSeq, a predicted model, not a curated record
AUGACCCACAACCUCUCGCAGUGCACCACCCUCAUACAAAAAGCCUCCGCCGCCGGCGCAAAAGCCCUCUUCCUCCCCGAAGCGUCAGACUACAUAGCCUCUGGAAAGGCCUCCGAGACAGUGUCGUUAGCCAAACCCGUAGAGACAUCCGAGUUUGUCAUCGGCAUCCAGGAACAAGCGAAAAAGCAGAAGCUACCUGUCAACGUAGGCGUGCACGAGCCUACAGCUUCAGGUGGAAAGGUCAAGAAUACUUUAUUGUGGAUCGACGCAGAGGGGCAAAUCACGCACCGUUACCAAAAAUUGCACCUGUUCGAUGUGGAGAUCAAAGAUGGACCUAUACUCAAAGAGUCCAACGGCGUAGAGCGCGGUUCUAGGAUAGAAGAUCCCGUCGACACACCUGUUGGGAAAGUAGCGCAUUGGGAGACGUUGUUGCGGGCGAGGGCGAUCGAGACACAGAGUUAUGUUAUUGCGGCUGCGCAAGUAGGUUGUCAUAAUGAGGAGAGGACGAGGCGGAGUUAUGGGCAUAGUAUGAUUGUGGAUCCGUGGGGCAAGGUGCUUGCUGAGUUGGGUGGUGAGGAGGAUGAGAAGGGGAGGGGGCUGGAUGUCGGCGAGAUUGCGCUGGCGGAGAUCGAUUUGGAGUACCUGGAGAAGGUAAGACGGGAGGUACCCUUGCUAAGGCGGACGGAUGUUUAUCCUGAGUUUGCAUGA